Messenger RNA from Caenorhabditis bovis, 390 nucleotides. Lineage: Eukaryota; Metazoa; Nematoda; Chromadorea; Rhabditida; Rhabditidae. The record is from the annotation of a GenBank genome assembly.
AUGAGCGAUGUUGUGCACGUCGGCAGUUGCCAUUGCGGAACGGUGAAGUGGAAAGUUCGCGCGCCAGAAGUCGUCGAUGCGAUUCAGUGCAAUUGCUCGAUAUGCAAAAAGAAGCAGAACCAUCAUUUUAUCAUUAAACUUGAUCGAUUCGAGCUUUUAGAGGGUGCCGACAAUAUAGCGACGUAUACAUUCAACAGCGGUCAGGCGAAGCACACGUUCUGCAAGACAUGCGGAGUUCAGAGUUUCUACUAUCCGCGAUCAAAUCCGAAUGAUAUUGCCAUCAUGCCGCACUGCAUCGACGGCGACACGCUCAAAUCGAUCAACUGGACGAAUUUCGAUGGUCGGAAUUGGGAGAAGACGAUGGAAACACAGGCGCCGAAAGCGAUUUAA